Macrosiphum euphorbiae (potato aphid) is the source of this 2133-nucleotide messenger RNA. Lineage: Eukaryota; Metazoa; Arthropoda; Insecta; Hemiptera; Aphididae. The record is from the annotation of a GenBank genome assembly.
AUGGUUCUUGGGCCAUUGGAUCAUUCUGUUCAAACAGAUAUUAUAUUUGUAAUAGAGAAAACAGCCAUGAACACUUAUAUUAGUGAACUUAAAACAAAUUAUGUGACUCCGACAUUAGAAUAUUUUAACCAAGGACCUAUUGAAGAACGAGAGUAUUUGUCUGAAAGUAGCAGUGCAAUUUAUGGUAUUGUAGUUUAUGAAGCAAAUGAUUGUAAACCAUAUCCGUGUUGUCGUACCUAUGGAACAAUCACUAGCCCACAAAAAGUUAUAAAAAUGAUUGAAAAGAUAGAUAUGAUUGGUGGUAUGGCAGAAUCCCAUGCUUACAUGGGUGAAGGUUUAGCAACAGCCCUGGUUUUCUUCGAGGACUUGCAAGGGAUUCGUGAAGCUAAGCAAAGACAUUGUAUUCUCAUAUGUAAUUCACCACCUUAUAAUUUUCCAAUUAUGGAAUGUGAAAAAUAUGCUGGUCGUACUGUUGAUCAAGUGGCAAAUCUUUUUCAAGAAAAAGGAAUUUUACUCUCAAUAUUAUCAGCUAGAAAAACUCCUGCAUUAUUAAAAUUAUUUGAAAAAGCUGGUGGUGAUUUACAAAUUUCUCAGAACAAAAACUAUGCAAAAGAUCCAAGGCAUCUAGUUUUACUCAAUGGAUACAGUCUAAAAGAACGUCCAAUGAGCCCAACUCCCGCUACAACUCAUUCUGGUCUAUCUAUGACUAGUCCAUUGUCUACAAAUGUUAAUAUUGGAUCACCAGUUGCUCCAUGUGCUCCAUUCAGGACUACUAAUCCGGUUAUGGCUAUGCAAAAUCAAGUUCAACAACAACAACAACAACAGCAACAACAACAACAACAACAGCAACAGCAACAACACCAACAGCAACAAGCUGCUCAGGCAGCCCAACAAGCUGUAGCUGUAGCUCAACAACAACAACAACAACAACAACAACAACAACAGCAACAAGUACAGCAGCAACAACAACAACAACAACAACAACAACAGCAGCAGCAGCAGCAGCAGCAAAUGAUUCGUAAUGUAAAUCAAGGUCAAAACCAGCCGUAUUCAAAUGUUUCAAAUACUGGUGGUUUCUUGAGGCCUUCUCAAACACCUCGUAGUUGGCCAAUGAUGCAAAAUCAACAGCGUCAACCAAUUCAAGCAAGUGCAUUAAUUGCACAGUUAACAACUCCUACAUUCCAACAAAGAUUAGAUAUGGCAUCACAACAACAAGUACAACAGCAGCAGCAGCAACAACAACAAGUUCAACAGCAGCAACAACAACAAGUUCAACAACAGCAACAACAAGUUAAGCAGCAGCAGCAAGUUCAACAACAACAACAACAGCAGCAGCAAGCUCAACAGCUGCAGCAAGCACAACAGCAGCAGCAAGCGCAACAGCAAGCACAACAGCAGCAAGUUCAACAGCAGCAAGCACAACAGCAGCAAGCUCAACAGCAGCAGCAAGCUCAACAACAGCACCAAGCACAACAGCAACAUCAAGCACAACAACAACAACAGCAGCAUCAGCAGCAGCAACAGCAACAAGCUGCUCUACGAAUUAUGAACCAACAGCAGCAACAAGUUCAACAACAACAGCAGCAACAAAAUGGACCUGGCAGACAAACUAUUUGGUCGGGAACAUUAGAAUGGAUAGAAAAAUCCAAGCCUUUAAAUGAAAUACCAAAGAUAACGAGAAACGUCCCUUGUAUUGUUUCAGCUAGUAUCAAAAAUGGAGAACCGGAACUGAAAGCAGAAACAUGGCCUGAUAAACUAAUUAUGCAAUUGAUGCCCAAGAAUUUAAUAGGAAGUAUUGGAGGUGCUCAUUUGAAAGACUCAAAAUCUGUGGUUUUCCAACCUACACCGUGCGAAGCAUUGGAGUCUUUGACCAAGUACAUGACUAGUGGAUAUGCUGGCUGUGUACAUUUCAACAGUGCUCCAACUUCUCAUAAUUGUGAUGUCAAAGUAUUGAUUUUGCUUUAUACACAUGAUAGAAAAGCAUUUAUUGGUUUUAUUCCAAAUGAUCAAGCAGCAUUUGUAGAUAGAUUACGCAAGCUUAUACAACAUCAAAAAGCUUCGUCAGCCAUAUUACGUCAAGGCCAGAUGGGACAGUGCGGUUCCCAGGUUUUGCGAGGCCCUGGGCAUCAUUAG